This is a messenger RNA of Orbicella faveolata, 2763 nucleotides long. RefSeq lists its product as uncharacterized. NCBI's taxonomy places the organism in Eukaryota, Metazoa, Cnidaria, Anthozoa, Scleractinia, Merulinidae. The record is from RefSeq and is a predicted model, not a curated record. Gene Ontology annotation, biological process: regulation of apoptotic process. Gene Ontology annotation, molecular function: ADP binding; protein binding.
CAAAGCGUGACCUAGGAUUUGAACUCGGGACUACCGAGAAACAAAUCCCGCUAGUGGCAGGGUUGAGACCUUGAAUUCGGGACCUCUGGAUUACAACGCCAGCGCUCUAAACCACUCGGCCACGCUGCCUCCACUCCACAGGGAUUGAAAGGAAAAUAAUUGGCUGCGGAAAACAUACGACUCUUCGGCCAACUAAGACUAGAAGGGGAUUGCUUUUAGUUCAAGCAUAUAUGAAACUCGUGAUCUCUGGUUAUUGAUAACUCUUUGGGAAUCCGUGAAACAGAGCCGUCUUCGGUAGAAAAGCAGACGAAAACAAAAAGAAAGCCUGCCAUCGGCUUUUCCUUUCCAAUUAAACUGAGAACAGAAUGCAAAACUACGAAGGCGUGUCCAACAGAACAUUGCAGCUGACCCCGGCCUCCAGAAUUGAUACUGAACUUCUAGGGUCAGCUAUUCCUAGGCAUAAGAUGGUCAUGGCCAGGAGACUAGGUCAGCGACUAGCUGGUACAGUUUCUACAUGGGUUCUAGUGAAAGUAUUUUUUCAAAUUAAACUGGACCCUUGAGAUGAAAAAUAGAGGUAACUUCAAACAGGUGAAUUUACAUCUCUGCCAGGCUUUAGGAGAUGGGAGUGAUGUGCUCAACGUUUACAAAUUACUGUUUAUUGAUUUUUUUUUUUUUUAGAACCAGAACGGCGGGCGACCACUCUACCUUGCCAAACUAAAAGCUUCUUUGGCAGAGUUGCUGUCGUGAAUGAAAUCAAAGCGAAACUGGUGACAGGGUCAUCCCACGUGGUCAUUCUUAUCGCUCUACCCGGAAUGGGGAAGACGGAAGUUGCAAUUCGUGUUGGCCAUUUGCUACAAAGUGAUAAUUGGCCUGUCUUGUUCAUUGAGAAACAAAAGAAUCUCUUGGAACUCUGCGAUGAAAUCCUCAACCAUCUAACAAGUCGCCGCUGGACAACAAGUGACGAUAUCGUCUACCAUGCCAAGCGGAAACUCUCGGAGCUAGAAGGCGACACAGUCAUCAUACUGGACGACACCGUAAGUGUACAGGGGCCUUCCUUUGAUGACUUUGUCAAAUUCUUGGUUUCUGCACCAAAGGUUCGAGUAAUUAUCACCACACAAGAGGAUAUAGGCUUUGUAUCAGCCGGCAACAUCCACAAGAUUCGUCUUGACCCUUUGGAUCUUGCGUCAUCCGCGAAAAUGCUGACACAGUUGGCACCAAACUCAAAGAACUACGCUGAGGAACUUGCAGACCUUUGUGGUGGGAUACCUUUGUUCCUCAACUACGCGAGCGCGUUGAUGAUCGACGGAUUCUGCCCGAGAGUUUUCACCCAAGAAUUGAGGAGAAAUCCAGCGAAAGUUCUCAAAGGAACCGAACCUCUGGAUACUUUUUAUCAGAACAUGGGUCGCUUUCUCCUGGGGAAGUUUUCCGAGGAAGUGUUGAAGAAUUUAGUCAAGCUCUCUGUGUUUCCGUCUUCGUUCUCUACGGAAGACAUUCGGUUCCUAUUUGAUGACGAAUUACAGCUGCAAAGCGUUAAGACGAAGCUAUUUCAGCGUGGUCUACUACAAAUGAUCAACGAUGAGCUCUUGACGAUCCAUCCUCUGGUACAGACUUACUGCAGGGAAGAAAGAGACUCCUUAAACUUGGUAGAUGUAGGUCAGGCCGCCGAACGCCAGUUUAAUCACCAUUACCUUGAGCUCCUCAGGGGUCUUCAUAAAACGUUCAUCACGAAAGAUUCCUCUUCAACUGCCAUUUGUGGCUUUCGAAAAAAUAAAGCUAACAUCAUGGAAGCUUUAAAAAAUUGUCUGAAAGACACCGGCGAAGCACAGGAGAAAGAAUUUGCCAUAGAUGUUGCUAACGAAGUGGUGGAUUUCUUAGCGAAAGUUUUGUCACCACCGGUAGAGUGCACUAAACUGUACCAGAAGUGCUGCCAAAUCACCAAACAAUCUUCCGACGAUAAAAGGCUUGUAGACAGUCUAAAUUCGAGUGCCUUCCGCCGACUAGACGAUUUAGCUCACCGUAAGAGCGACAACACUACUCUUGAGAUGUUGCAGGAAGCUUACGAUAUCGGCAAGAGAUUGCCAGAGAAAGAACAGAAAAAUGAGAAGCGUGCACACGCAACCACCAAGCUUGGUUUGUGCAUUUUGCUUAAGGGAGAUGUUCAAAGAGGCCGGCAGUUGAUCCAUGAGGGAAUCGCUCUCAGACGAGAAUUAGGCGUUCCACUUUAUGUGGCUGCGGGAAACUGUGACCUUGGACAUUCGUACCGUCAUUGUAAGGAAUACGACAAAGCAGUGGAAAUCUGGAAAACAAAAACUCUGCCAAUUUACAAAGAGUUCCUUGGUGACCACCCGUGGACGGCCUCCAUCCUUCAGCAUAUCGCCUUCGCGUUCAUUGAACUUGCAAAAGAAAAUCCAACAACCUACGCUGACCAGGCCCAAAGGUACACCACAGAAGCUCUGCAAUUGCGAGAGAGGCUGUUGGGAGUACACCAAGACACCGCUCGAUCUCAUUUCCAUCUAAGCCUUGUUUAUAUCAUGCAGAAGAAACUGCGUCCGGCUUUGGAGGAGCUUGAUAAGGCGUUUGAAUUUCAGGAAGACGUUGUAGGCGUCCAACAGGACACAGUUGACACGCUGAACUUGAUGGCAGAUGUUCUGAGAAGAUUGGGACGCGAAGAAGAGGCUCAGAAGAUGACGGAGCGAGAGAAAGAUUAUCGCACGAGGCUGGAAAAAAGGACUUAGAGAGAUGCAGACUUGAGUGGCAAUGGAA